AUGGAGAGAACCUGUGUGAAGGGGACAACCUCCCCUGUUUGUUCCUCUUUCCACAUACUCAAUUCAAGUUAUCAGCUACUUUUAUCAAGGGACUGGCGAGGUGAAAUAACAUGUGCUUGUUUGAGACGCCUAAUUCAAAGACUCGCUUACAACUUGGACAAUGGUGUUUCGGUACCAAUAGUGUUCGAUCCGCAAAGUCAUGUAUGCAUGUUGUUCGUCACGCAUAAUGACAUUCUAAUAGCUUGCACUGCGGAAACUGGAACCGACUACAUGGCUACUUUUAUCUUCCUCCACAAACUAAUAGAUGUAUUCAGCGCAUAUUUCGAUUGUUUCAUCGAAGAAUCUAUCCGGGAUAAUUUUGUCAUAAUUUACGAACUGCUUGAUGAGGUCGUCGAUAACGGUUAUCCACAACUUACGGACUCAGCAGUACUUGGAGAGUUCAUCAAGGUCCUCGCUCAUCGUUUUGAGACACCGCAUUUGCUCUCGGCCGCAACGACCGCUACAUCUUGGCGUAAACAUGGCAUAUUUUACAAAAAGAAUGAGGUAUUUUUAGAUGUGAUUGAGAGCUGUAGCUUGUUUGUGGAUGCUCAUGGGAGAGAAACGCGUUCACUUCUGACAGGAACACUGACGUUGCGGUCACAACUUUCGGGAAUGCCAAAGUGUCACCUUAGCCUAAAUGAACGAGCUAUACGUGCCGCUGGGGUUCACUCUGCAGCAAUAGGUACUGGGACACUUGAAGACGUGAACUUUCACCCAAGUGUAGAUCUCAGUGCGUUCAGGUCAAGGGGUCUAAUAUGCUUCACUCCGCCUGACGGCACGUUUGAUUUACUUACAUAUCGAACCUUGCACCCUGCGAAGCCACUUUUAGACAUCCAUGCGAGCACAACUACAACAGGUCUUAGCACCGUGGAGUACACCGUUAACCUUUCCACACUUUUCAAAGAACAAAACAUGGCGAGUAACGUUCGGAUUGAGAUCCCUGUAGCAGCAGACGCAACCUCACCAGAAAUACAGUGCAGUCAUGGCUCGGUAGUCUAUCAACCGGAAGACGAUGUACUAACAUGGACUCUAAAGAAUGUGAAAGGUAAGCGUGAGUUCAAGUUACAGGCUAAAUUACAUCUACCAUCAACUGGGGUGAAGCAAACACGUAGGAAGACCAGUGUUCCAGUUCGCGUCAGUUUUGAGGUUCCGUACACCACAGCUAGUGGACUGCAAGUUAAAUACCUUAAGGUGAUUGAAAAGGAGGGUUACACAGCGUUGCCUUGGGUUCGGUAUAUUACGCGCUCUGAUGACUACGCCUUCCGGUUCAGAGAGUGA
Ostreococcus tauri is the source of this 1317-nucleotide messenger RNA. Its product is annotated as Clathrin adaptor, mu subunit, conserved site. The transcript has a single exon. Gene Ontology annotation, cellular component: cytoplasmic vesicle; clathrin adaptor complex. Gene Ontology annotation, biological process: vesicle-mediated transport; intracellular protein transport. Lineage: Eukaryota; Viridiplantae; Chlorophyta; Mamiellophyceae; Mamiellales; Bathycoccaceae. The record is from RefSeq and is a predicted model, not a curated record. Bases 1 to 1317 code for a protein of 438 amino acids.